Messenger RNA from Candidozyma haemuli, 2976 nucleotides. RefSeq names its product Dal81p (gene DAL81). Lineage: Eukaryota; Fungi; Ascomycota; Pichiomycetes; Serinales; Metschnikowiaceae. The record is from RefSeq and is a predicted model, not a curated record. Gene Ontology annotation, biological process: DNA-templated transcription. The transcript has a single exon. Gene Ontology annotation, molecular function: zinc ion binding; DNA-binding transcription factor activity, RNA polymerase II-specific; DNA binding. Gene Ontology annotation, cellular component: nucleus. The coding region runs from base 1 to 2976 and encodes 991 amino acids.
AUGAACUCCGAAGAUCAUAGGCUAUCUCACGCCACUGAACCGCCCGAUAGCCAUGGAACCGCUGAUUACACGAACCUGGGCAAUGGCUCGGGGCCUUUGGAUGAUAACCAGGGCGCAGAGUACCUUGAUGUGAACUGGGAUCUGAACUUGAUCCUCGAUGCCAACUCUGAAAUGCUUCUGGCGUUUGAUUUUCAUAGCCACGGUGGGCCCACGGCAAUGAACGUGCCUCAGCUACCGGGCCAGGGCCAGGCGAUGCCGCCUGGAUCGGGGUUAUCAGAUCAACAACUCCAGAACUAUAUUCCACAACAACAUCAGCAGCAGCAGCAGCAGCAACAACCUCCACAGUCACAACAAUCUCAAGUCCAGCGACAACCCCAUGCCGAACCAGUCAAGUCUACGAAACCUAGAAGACCCUGUGACCACUGUCGAAGACGUAAGACAAAGUGUGUCAUCAUCCCAGGCACGAAUAACUGUGCCCAGUGUGAAUCCAAAUCCAUAACUUGCACGUAUAAUCUGCCACCAAUACGUGACGACUCCGAUAAGCCACAGGCCAAGCGGGCACGUAAGAGCCAGGCUGAACCCGUCCCCAAACGAGGCCAGAACCCUCCCAUGCAAAGCAGAGUGUCCACUCCAGACCAAUUCCCUCGUAAUAAUAAUAACGGCUAUGGUAUGAGCAAUAUCGUGCCUCCUAAUGUCUCCAUCCGUGAUGUCCAACCAGUUCAAGACUACUCCAUGAUGAAUAAUUCUCUCCUUAAGAAGACCUUAUCCUUACAAUUUCCUCGUCUGUCAUUUUACAUUGGUCCAACCUCAUACUUGUUUGAUAAUAACCUAUUAGAUGUCAUUCUUGCGCAGAAAGCGCUGACUGAUGAUGAAGCGUCUAACCCUCGUCGUGCCAAUAAGGUUGAGCAGGUUAAUUUAAGUGAUACUAUAUCCUUGCGCAGGGUUGGUGAUAAGACACAGUUCAUUUUGAAAGACGAUCAGUCCCCUAAUUCCUACCAAAACAUGUCGAACGAUGUCGACGCCAUCGAGAAGUUUGUGGCUCCUCAUGGCCAGAUAUUAAUUGAUCUUUACUUUCGCAUAAUCCAUCCUUCUUACCCAAUCUUGCAUAAGAAAGUCUUCUUGGAGAAGUAUUCUAGAACGCAUCGUGAGUUCAGUGCUCCUUUGCUCGCAGCUGUGUAUGCCCUAGCCAUUCAAUGGUGGGAUUAUGAUCCACAGUUGAAUAGGUUUGCCAAACCAAAUCUCGAUAUGAUGCUCAAGAUCGCCCUCAACAACUUCAUGCUUGAAAUCCUUAAACGUCCCAAGCUCAGUGCCGUUCAAGCAGGUUUAUUAUUACUUCAGUGCAAGCACAUCUUCCGUGAAGCCAAUGCUGGUGAUAGACAAGACGCGGUAGCAAGUGCAAGCGCUUCAUUGAACUCAUCUUUCUCAGAUUCAGAUUAUAACGAGUGGGUUCUUUGCUCCCAAGUGGUUGCAAUGGCAGAGGAGUUAGGCCUUGCUCUCGAUUGCGACAAAUGGAAGCUUCCAAAAUGGGAGAGAGGUUUGAGAAAGAGACUUGCUUGGGCUGUCUUCAUGGAAGAUAAAUGGUUGGCACUCAAGAACUCCAGACCGUCUCAUAUCAGUGAAGACGACUGGGUUGUCUCUGAACUCAAGGAAGAGGACUUCCCUGAGAAAGCUGGAGAUGGCGACUUGAAGGAAGGUUCGUCUGAUAUCAAUAACGGAAAGAAGAACUUCAUGAAUUUGGUUGGCCUUUCGCAGGUUUUAUCCGGAAUCUUGAAAUCCUUGUAUUCCAUGAAGGCUAUGAAGAACAUUGUUGAUAUUAAUGAAGUACUCCUGAUUGCCAAACCCAUCCAAUUGAAGCUUAGAACUUGGUACCAUUCCCUCCCUGUUGAACUUCAGAUGACAUCGGUUCAGCCACGGAAACUUUGCCCCAAUGGCUACUUGCAGUUAUCGUACUUCGCAACCGAGCUCACGCUUCACAGGAAAAUCAUCACAAUCAUGCAUCAAAUGACGAUCAACAACAAGCCUGUUCCUAAGGAACUUAUUGAAGUUUGUCGUACUGCUGCGAAGACUAGACUUUUGGCUUCCAUUGAGUUCGUCAGGGACCUCAAACCCGAACACAUUCAUUCCUUUUGGCACUCAUCGUCAUCCGCCAACUUCACUUUAAUUGGUACAUUUGCCGCUCUUUUAUUCGUCUCUGCUCCAACCAAGGAGGAAGCUGAUUUCUAUAAGGACCAAAUCUUCAAUUACCGCUGGAUCCUUAAGAUUUCCUCCAAGGGUUUUGUCCAAGUUGGAGACGCCCUUAAUCAACUUGACUUGGUGCUCAAGCAUAUUCCAGGACUUCUUAAUGAUACUCAAGAGCAGCCCGGUGUGGCUCCUCAAGUGCCAACCGUCGACUACAACCAGAUUUACGAACAACAGAUGCGAGACCCUACUCGGAAUGCUGGAGACCAGUCUCAAUACAGUGGUUCACCUUCUUCACAAGCCACUUCUGUCGACGGUAACCCGAAUGGAUCGCAUCAAAAUCCGCGUCAUCUGCAACUGCAACAACAGCCUAACCGUUUCAAUGCUCCCAACUCUCAAUUUGUUCAGAAAGGUGGACGGCAAGAGGUUAAUUACGGCAAUAACAUGACAAGGCCUAGCUCUGCCCAGCAGCAUCGUGGACAGUUAGGCGCAGUUGUUGCAUCCCCUUACGAUUCCCCACAAGCUUUUAACACGCCCGGCUUCAGCGCUAACGCUAUUUCUAGAGGAAGUCAUAUCAAUAAUUCCCCUCAGCAUUCACAGGGGAUGUCACCUAAAGAUGUCAUGACACAGCAACGAUCAAUGUUAGGAAACAACAGUCCAGAGAACAGCGCCGGAGGUUCUGAACGAAGACAAAGCUCGGUGAGCCAUGCAUCCGAGGCCCACAGUCACCUCGAAGGAACCUCUUCUAAAGGGAAUAGUCCAGCGGUUACCCGCUCGCCGUUGACUACUCGAAAGUGA